AUGGUGGCUGACUGUGACUGGUCGGAUCUUCCUCAAGAACUUGUUAUCUCCAUUGCCAACCGGAUAGUUUUGAUGGAGGAUUUUACUGCUUUUGGUGCGGUUUGCAAAUCAUGGAGAUCAGCCGCCACCAAGGAAAUUUUCACCAGUCCAUUAACACAUCAGGUUCCAUUCAUUAUGCACCCAGUGAAAGAUGCAGCUGGCAUGCUUGAGUUUUACAGCUUCAAAAAAGAUAAGUUUCUCAUGAUCAAUCUGCCAGAAGGUGAGGACGAAGUAUGCGGUUCUUGUUUAGGAUGGCUGAUCACUAAACGAGGAGAUUCGAAAUUUAAUCUGUUGCAUCCUUUAAAUCAUUCCCGCAUUAAGUUUCCAAGUUUUAGAGAUUCUAAGGAAAACCUUUCACCCUUAAUAAUCAUGUCAAAUUUUGAUUUCCAAAAGAGAUUUGUCUUAUCAUCAAGCCCUUCUUGGACAUGUGAUUAUACAAUCAUGGUUCAAUCUAACUCUAGACUCUUGGCAUUUUGCAAACCAACUGAACAUAAAUAUUGGACAGGUAUAGUUUUAGAGGAAGAGGCAAGGGACAUAAUUUGUUACAAGGGACGAUUUUAUGCGGUGAGCGGUGAUGGGAGCGUUUGGGUUUGUGACACCGAAAACCCUAAGCAAGCAAAGGCAAAGGUCGUUGUUCCAGCGGUGCCAGGGGAAGUUCUGCCUUCAGCUCUUAGAAGGGUAAAACUGGUGGAAUCAGCAGGCGACUUAUUAGUGGUUUUCACUAACGGAUUCAGAGACGACCUUCCAAGCCCUAAGUUUAGGGUUUUCAAGGUGCCUUUGAGGGAUGGCAAGUGGCACUUAGACUUGGAAGUGAAGGACUUGGGUAACAGAACCCUAUUUUUGGGUCGUGAUAGUCCUUCAUUCUCUAUUGUCAGCUCGGACUGCUCUGGAUUCAAGCCCAAUUGCAUAUACUUUUCAUUCGCAUUAUAUGGGGUUUUCAGUGUUUUUCAUAUGGAAGAUGGAAGAGCUGAGGAACAUUUUUGGUCCCAUUACUGGCGGAAACCGUCUUACUGGAUUCAACCGAGUUUCUAA
Messenger RNA from Prunus mume (Japanese apricot), 1071 nucleotides. The record is from RefSeq and is a predicted model, not a curated record. Lineage: Eukaryota; Viridiplantae; Streptophyta; Magnoliopsida; Rosales; Rosaceae.